GGCGUAGCCGAUGAGGAUGACGGCGACGGCGACGCAGGCGGUGCCGCCGGCGAUGAAGGGGCGGCGGCGGCCGAAGCGGGAGGUGCAGCGGUCGCUGUGGUAGCCGACGAUGGGCUGGACGAUCAUGCCGGAGACGGGGCCGCAGAGCCAGAUUAGGGAGGCGAGGGAGUGCGGGAUGCCGAGGAGCUGGACGUACGGGGUGAGGAGGGAGAGCUGGAGGGCCCAGCCGAACUGGAUGCCGGCGGCGAUGGAGGCGACGGCGGCGAUCUUGCGGAGGGGGCUGGCGGCGACGUGGGCGGUGAGGGAUUCUUGGUGGAGGGCGGCGGGCUUGCCCGGCGGCGGGGCUUUGUGAUCGGUGGCCAUGGAGGAAGGGAGCAAAGAGAGUAUUAAUUAGAGAGAGUUGAGGGAGUGAUG
Messenger RNA from Linum tenue, 414 nucleotides. NCBI's taxonomy places the organism in Eukaryota, Viridiplantae, Streptophyta, Magnoliopsida, Malpighiales, Linaceae. The record is from the annotation of a GenBank genome assembly.